Molecule: messenger RNA, 3468 nt
Organism: Pyrus x bretschneideri (Chinese white pear)
Lineage: Eukaryota; Viridiplantae; Streptophyta; Magnoliopsida; Rosales; Rosaceae
Product: zinc finger CCCH domain-containing protein 13
Exons: 3
Coding region: 1351-2940 (529 amino acids)
Source: RefSeq, a predicted model, not a curated record
ACCAAAAUCCCACAAAAACAACACACGGAGAGGGUUGGACAGACUCAGGCUCGGACAGCACCUAUAAAAUACAAAGCACCAGAGAGACUCAAGACUGAGAAGGAGUAGAGCAAAACACAGAACAAAUCUGCUAUCUUUAUCAUCAUCUAUCCCAUUCCUCUUUUUGUAUAUUAUAUUAUUUAGAGGUAGAGAGAAAGACAGAGAGAGAUCUCCUGUCGUUCUGCAUUGCCCACUUUGUAGUGGACGAGGUAAUCUCACCAGUUAUUUCCCAAAUAUCCAGAAUUCAGGUUUCGAAGAUUUUCUCAUUGAAGCUUUGAAUCCACUCUCUUUUGCCCUUUUGAUCCAUACCCACAAAAUAAAAAUUGAAAUUGUGAAGGGGGUCUAUUCUCUUUUUUAUUUUUCUUGAAAUUUUGAAGUUUUGCCCUUAAUUAUUUGUUUGAGGGGUAAGGUUAGGGUUUUUGAUAGUGGGUGUUUCCUGUCUUGGUGGAAUUUCUAGGGUUUUUGUUGGAUCGCAACUGGGUUCUGCUCCAAUUCUGCAGUUUUGGACUAAUUAGGGUUUGUCCAGUGCAAGGAACUGGUUAGUAUUGGGAUCAUCGCGGCCCCGCAUCAAAUGACCAUAAGUUCCGAUCUUUUGGGGAAUGGAAUUGUGCAUUGGGCAGUGCCGGGGUGAGUACAUGAACUCUGAGAUUGCAUAGAAUUAUGGAAAGUAUUGUUUUUCUGAGCAUGGAAGAAGAUUGUACAUAUUAAAUUCGGUGCAGGAGUGAUCAGAGACUUGCCAAAUCGGUGUUUUGGAGCAAAAGGGUAUCUGGGUUUUCGCUGCUUUUACAUGCUUGAUCUUCAGCUGGGAAUGAAUUUGGUUUUAGGAUUUGGUAAUGAGGACGAGCUGAUGAUACUGUAUUGGCCCAUAAGGCGACACAGAGGAUUAGAUUGUAGUGGACUGUUUUCGUUUCUCAAGAAACCGUUCGGGUUAACUUAGUUUGAACAAAAUUCUUAGAAAUCUUCUGGAGUAGUUAGUUCAUUUGGUUUUUUUGUUGGAUUUUAGUUCAGAUUUGUGUUCAGUUGUUUACAUUGAGGUGGUGCUUGUGUUGAGCCUUGAUUUUUCAAGUAAGUUUGGUGUGAUAUCUGAUUUACCUGCCUGCACAUCUGUGUGGAAAGGAUUAAAGGAUUGGUUGAAGUGACUGAGAAGCUAAUAGCAGAUUUUUUGUGCUGGGAAUGAAUGCGGGGACAUGGUGCAUGGACAGGAGCAUAGUUGCUGGUUCGUUCCCUUUCUGGAGCAGUGUUACUGGAAACUAAUUCAGGAGUUUUCUUCUUUGGAAGAUACUGGUUUUUGGUACUGUCAGGCUUUAUGCAAUGUCGCGCUGCUUUCCAUUUCCUCCACCCGGAUAUGAAAAAAAGGCUAGGACAGAUGAUGUGGACUUGCUGAAAAAGGAGAAGCACAGAGAAAAGAAGCAUAAGAAGGAAAAGAAGGACAAAGAGAAGAGACAGAGUAAAGAAAAAAGUGAUGGAAAGCAUCGGGAAAAGAAACACAAGGAAAAAAAGAGAGACAAAUGGAAGGAUAAGGAGAAGGACAGGGACCUGGUUAAAGACAAAAUUAGUACCUCAGAUGAGAAGAGAGUUCCAGGAAAAAACGAGGGUCAUGGUGAAGAGAGAUACAUUCAGAAAGAGUACAAAGGCAACUGUAUUGACAAGAGAAUUACGGGGAAAAUUGGAGGUUAUCAGGCAGAGAAACUCGGUCAGUACCGUCAUCUGGCUGAGCAAAACCAGAAUUCUGUAUCGGUGGAGUUGGGUACGAGGAGUAAACAUGAGGCCAGGGCAAGUGGUAACCAUCUGGUUGAGAAUAUUACUGAAUUAGACGGAAACAAGGAUGAUGGGAUGGUCAGAUUGCUGACCAAGGGUACUGACAUUUUGGCCAAAGUUAAGGAAAAGAACAAGGACAGGAGAGUUGAUGACAGAAGGAGAGAUGGGCAAGGAGUCAAGGGGGCAGCACAGGUUAGUGGGAACACGAUGGUUCAGAACCUUCUUGGUGUGGUUGAACCUAAAGUUGGACUUUCCAGACCAUUGGCGAGCAACGUGGAUAGAAAGAUUGUUGGAAAAGAAAAGACCAAAGAGAAGGAAGGUGGUGACAAACUCAAGGACAAACAUAGAGAGAAGAAAAAACAAGGGAUAGACAAGGACAAAGAUAAAGAGAAGAAAAAUGAAGUGAAAGCAAAGGAGAAAAUUGAAUCUAAGAAUGGAGAGCCAUAUAAAGAGAAGAAAAAGGAAGAGAAAGCAAAGGUGAAAAAUGAAACUAAGAAUGCAGAGCCAGAUAAAUUAAGAAAGAGCGAUAAAGAGGAUCAAAUAGAUUCCCAUAGUGUUAUAACCUCCCAGCUUCCAGAGGACAGCAACGAAACUGCUGGUGCUGAUGGAAAUCUUAAGAAACGAAAGGACAUACAGACGAAUGGAGUUGUGCAUGCCAACGAUAUUAGGCCCAGUAAACUGUCGAGACCCUCUUCAUCCUCUCAUCAAUUGCCGGUAAAUGGAAGAACACUAGGACCUUGCCAAAAUUCCAUCCCAUAUGUGUCAGAUAGGCUGGUUGCAGCAAAUGACAUUAAGGUGGACAUUAAGGACCGCAAGAUAAAUGGUAGUGGUGAAGCUCCGUUAUUGGCUGUCUCCACUACCAAGCCGACAUCUACAGCUACACAGGCUGUUCCUAUUGCUGAAGCAUGCAUGAAACCACCCCAUCCGGAUUCCAGAUAUCUAAGCCAUGUGUAUUUGGUUCCGAAAUUGGGUGAAAUGCCUGAUCAUGACGAUCAAGAUUGGUUGUUUGGGUGCAGUGAUGCCCAAUUAAAGAUACCCAAGGUGGAAUCUUCAAAGGUUGAGGAGACACCUAAGGCAUGGUCAGAGGUCCUGCGGAUAGAAUCAGCUGAUGUACAUGCUCUGCCGUAUGUCAUUCCAUAUUGAGCAACUCAAAUGGGCAUGUUUCAACUCAUAACUCUGGUGCGGGCAAACCCUUGAUAGGACCACAUGAGAGUGAAGCUAGAAAGGCGUCUGGGCACCUUGGAUUGUUUUGAGUUUUCUAGCUGCAUUCAUCUGUGAUUGCACUGUUGCAGUGAUCAUGACUCAACACGUCUCAAACACAAAUGUCACUCAAACGUCACCGGACACACUCAACACGUCAGGGCAUGCUCCGGGACCGGGCCGGCUAUUUGGAUUCAAGGGGUGGUUCCCCAACAGCUAAUUCAUUGAAAACGGAAAGUUGCAUAACGCGACCAAGUGAAAGGGGGUUGCGUAGGAAGGGAGAUAGAUAUAUAUAAGGCUUGUGCAUUUUUUGUUGUGAUUUGGUUAGGAGCUGAUAAGCCCACUCUAACUGAGCGUUUAAGAGAAAACUAGAUGUGGUAUAUUUGCAACUCCGCCACAAUUUUGAUUUGUAACAUAGAACAGCUCCUAUUUACAUGAAAUGUCAGAUAGAAGAAGAGUUUACAAGUAGAA